AGUUAGAUAUUUGGUUUCACGCCCGCUGGUCUAAGAGGAUUUCUAUUGUUCUCAGUGAAGCUUAGAAGCGUCAAUAGUUGUUUUUUUCUUGUGGGGGGCGGGGAGGGAAUUGAGCUAUUGGUGAAGUUUCCCCCGCCACGCGCUAGUGUUUACUACAGCACGCGUUGAAGCCUCACUCAUACUGUGAUGUUUUGUUCUUCUUCAGCUCCAGCAGUGGUAGUGGUGGUGCCAUCUGGGACGGGAUAACCUGGCAGACGAGAUAGUCAGUCUGCCCCGCUCACUCACUUCAUCCCCGCGGCGCCCACACCACCAUGGCCGCCCUAUUCCGCCGACUGUGCCUCCUGGUGCUGACAGAGGCCUGCUACGAUGAAUUCUUCGUCAAAUUUAACUUCUUUGAUGUGCCAUGUCUUAGGGCGGCAUUGAGCAAGGGGCUGGGGCUGGCCAUCGUGGGGGGCAGUAUUCUGGUGAAGGUGCCGCAGAUCAUGAAGAUGGUGAAGGCCCAGAGUGGUGAGGGAAUCAGUGUAGCUGGCACGUCGCUGGAGCUCACUGCCAUCGUGUUCAAUGUGGCAUACAGCUUUGUCAAUCACUACCCCUUCAGUUCGUAUGGGGAUGGGGUGUUCCUCCUGCUGCAGACAGCUGUCAUUGGCAUGCUGGUGUUUCUCUAUGGAGGUGCUACAAAGAAGGGUGUCCUGUACAUCCUCUCAGUGUUCACCAUCACUGCUGUGCUCUGCUCUGGCCAGCUCCCCAUCAAGUUCCUGUGGGUGCUCCAAGCCUCAAAUAUUCCUGUGGUGUUUGCUGGGAAGAUGGUGCAAGCUGUUACCAACUUCAGAAAUAGCAGCACGGGCCAGCUGUCUGCAGUGACAGUGACAAUGCUCUUCCUGGGUGCCAUGGCACGGAUCUUCACCUCCAUCCAGGAGACGGGCGACCCCAUCAUCAUCCUGACCUAUAGUGUGGCCACCUUUGCCAACGGAGUGAUCAUGACUCAGGUUCUCUAUUACUGGAACGUCCCGGCCAAGACCAAGAAGGAGUAGCCAGCAAGGGACGUCCACCAGAUUCAGAUGGAUAGGCCUGGUUUGUCAAGGUCAGGGUGAAGUAGCCAAGCUGGUCGUAGGGUGAAUGUUCAUAUAAGUUUGGGAGGCAGGGUCUGGUCAUUGAACAAGGAGGAUACCAGUGUAGGUUUGUGGGACUUUGUUAUGUGUGGGGCCACGUGAACCUCAGUUGUUAUUGUUAUGUAGUGUGAUAGAUGCACUCUUUUUUCUUACUUGAACACUUUAGGUAGGGAUUUUCUUGAAGGCUUUAGGUAGGUAGGUACAUUCCAGAUCCUCUUUUUGUACUUGCUCUUUUUUGUAGUUAGACAAGUGAACAAACUACAAGCAACACAGUAAAAGACAAUACCUUGUGGUACUAUAUGAGCAGCUGGAAGGUGAUGAAAUUAUUGUGAGGUGGUUGACCUUACUGCAGAGGAGCAUUCAAGUCCUCCCCUGUCCACAUCCCUGUACCCUCUCACCACACACACACACACACACACACACACACACACACACACACACAAAGAAAUAUGUUUGUAUUUAAUAAUCUUACAGAUCUCAAUUAGUUUGGUGCUAGCUUGUGUCCAGAUGAUUUAUUUUAUUUAUUUUAUUUGUUUUAUUUGAUUUAUUCUUUAUUAGCUUUAGGAGAUAUGUAAGACUUACAUUAAUCCAUAACAAACUAUGGAUAUCAGAUACAGGGAAUGAUGAUUUCAAGUAUCAGUGUAGACUUCUCUUUGUAGCAUCAUGGAGAGCACCAAGCACUUUACUUUGAUGUUGCUUAUAUUCCAGCAUCAAGUAGUGUUGAGCGUGGCACAGCUACAGUGCUAUGGCAGGGUGAGGGGAGUGGGUGCUCCUGCAGUGAGGUCAGUGUGGAGUCCUUGAGUGAGCUGGUGAUACAGUAUUGUGUGCUGCUGAUACAGUGUAUCAGUUGACAUUAAUUGCUAUGUAAUUCACUUACUGUAUAAAGUAUAACUAAAUUUAAACAUGUAAAUAUUCAGAGUUCAGGUAAAUAAAUGACUAACUAACUUCUUAUAGUUACCAAUCCAUUUUUAUACUGUGAUUUAAGAAUAAAUUUUUUUGUUGACU
This is a messenger RNA of Scylla paramamosain (green mud crab), 2114 nucleotides long. Its product is annotated as mannose-P-dolichol utilization defect 1 protein homolog. The transcript has 5 exons. Lineage: Eukaryota; Metazoa; Arthropoda; Malacostraca; Decapoda; Portunidae. The record is from RefSeq and is a predicted model, not a curated record. Gene Ontology annotation, biological process: oligosaccharide biosynthetic process. Bases 312 to 1031 code for a protein of 239 amino acids.